Messenger RNA from Laccaria bicolor S238N-H82, 657 nucleotides. RefSeq lists its product as uncharacterized. Bases 1 to 657 code for a protein of 218 amino acids. The record is from RefSeq and is a predicted model, not a curated record. Lineage: Eukaryota; Fungi; Basidiomycota; Agaricomycetes; Agaricales; Hydnangiaceae. The transcript has a single exon.
AUGUGCAACAACCCCGCCACUUUCAGUUGUUCCAGCUGCCAUUGUCGCCCCCUCUACUGCAGCAAGUCCUGCCAACGUGCUGACUGGAAACUCCACAAACUUCUCUGCAGCUCUCGACCCUCGUUCGAAACGCCUCCAACUGCCUCCUCGCGGCGCGCAAUUGUCUUCCUCACGAACGGCGAGAUAAAUUUCACUUGGGAAACAACCGAAAUGGUGGCCGACGAUGAGUCGGACGACGGUGGAAGCUGGGAGUCCCCUGUCGGCCUUGAAAAGUACUUUGAUGGCAAGCGCCCAAAUAUACAGACGUUCUAUGGUAACUCAGUGCGUGGGCGCAAGCUCAAGGACCAUAUCGAUCUGCGUUAUAAUGAUGAUGCUAUGUUGGACGGUUCAGAGAAGAAUUUGGCGGUGUGUAAAGUUGUGCCGGGCAUGGAUGAUGGCGGGGCUGUAUGGCGGGCUCCCUUGGUGGCGUUGAAGCAGACAAACAGUUGGCUUAAUAGUGAACAGAGAUCGCGGGUGAACGAGACACCUGGCUAUGGACACCUGGAUAUGGGGGAUUUUAGAGAGGUAGUGGACUAUCUGACAGGUUGGAAACGGGCGACGGUAAGCUACAACAAUUUAACUCAGCCGCGGGAGACGUACUCACGCAAUUCUUUUUGA